Molecule: messenger RNA, 2627 nt
Organism: Silurus meridionalis
Lineage: Eukaryota; Metazoa; Chordata; Actinopteri; Siluriformes; Siluridae
Gene: slc18a3a
Product: solute carrier family 18 member 3a
Exons: 1
Coding region: 462-1982 (506 amino acids)
Biological process (GO): transmembrane transport; xenobiotic transport; chemical synaptic transmission
Cellular component (GO): AP-1 adaptor complex; terminal bouton; membrane
Molecular function (GO): acetylcholine transmembrane transporter activity; xenobiotic transmembrane transporter activity
Source: RefSeq, a predicted model, not a curated record
GCAAGCACACACGCGAGUGUCUCACCCACAGAAGCACCAGCAGUAGUGAGCUCAGAUGGGUGAUGGCAUGCCUGUAGGUGUUUAUCUAUUCAGGUGAAAACAAGCGCUAUUUCGACUUGGUGCACCCACGGUCUCCAAAAAGACAACUAAUCACACCAUGGGACACGACCGGGUGAAUUACUAAACUGAACUAAACGCGCAAGUGUCUGAGUUCUCUUCAUGAAUGUCGCUUCGAGUUGCACUGAAACUUUACCGCCGACGAUAAAACGUGUUCAACUCAGCGGAGGAGAAAAACGAGCGCAAUGAAGGAGCGCAGCGUGCGAAGGUAAAGCAGGAAAAGUUUAUUAGAUAACCGCGGCUUGAUAGUUCAUUUGAAAACAAAUUCCGUCUGUAGGAAAAAAAAAGCACAGAGUUGGAAAGCUCUUAUCGUGUUUGUGUUGAAACAAGAAAAAGUGUGACUAAUGGCUGAAGAGGGAUCCGGUGGCUUGGCGCAAUCCGCGGCGUUUAAACUCUCCGAGAUGGGCGAGAAAACUAAACAACUAGGCACUGCUAUCCAAGAUCCUGAACGACAACGGAGGAUUAUUCUAGUAAUCGUGUGUGUGGCACUUUUGUUAGAUAAUAUGCUUUACAUGGUGAUCGUGCCGAUCGUGCCAGAUUAUUUGGCCAACCUAGAAAGUGAAUCAAGCAACUCCAGCAACAGCACAGAAAACUUCGACAUGCAGAUCGGUGUCCUGUUUGCAUCCAAAGCCAUUUUGCAGCUUCUUGUCAAUCCUUUGACGGGAACUUUCAUAGACCGCGUGGGAUACGACAUACCACUUUUAAUUGGACUUUCCAUCAUGUUUGUUUCGACGUGUAUUUUUGCCUUCGCUGAAAACUACGCGACCCUUUUCGCGGCGCGGAGUCUGCAGGGUCUCGGCUCGGCUUUCGCAGACACAUCAGGGAUCGCUAUGAUAGCAGACAAAUACACAGAGGAGGCCGAGAGAAGUCGAGCUCUAGGAAUCGCCCUGGCAUUCAUAUCCUUCGGCAGUCUGGCGGCGCCCCCCUUCGGCGGGGUGCUUUACGAGUUUGCAGGGAAGCACGUUCCUUUCCUCGCCCUCGCAUGUGUCUGUCUAGCCGACGGAAUUUUGUGCUUGACAGUCCUUAAACCAUUCUCCAGCAGGGUCAGGGAAAACAGGCCAAUUGGCACACCUAUUCACAGACUAAUGAUUGAUCCCUAUAUAGCAGUGGUGGCGGGUGCACUGACCACGUGUAACAUCCCCCUUGCGUUUCUGGAGCCAACCAUCGCGAACUGGAUGGAGGAAACCAUGGACGCAUCCCAGUGGCAAAUCGGUCUGACCUGGUUACCAGCUUUCUUCCCUCAUAUUUUAGGUGUGUACAUAACUGUAAAGCUGGCAGCGCGACACCCACACUUACAAUGGUUUUAUGGUGCUCUUGGCAUGGUUAUAAUAGGUGCCAGCUCCUGCACGGUGCCAGCAUGCAAAAACUUUGAGCAACUUAUUAUCCCCUUGUGCGGCAUCUGCUUUGGCAUUGCGCUGGUGGACACCGCGCUGUUGCCCACACUUGCAUUUCUGGUUGAUGUGCGCUACGUCUCUGUGUACGGCAGUGUGUACGCCAUUGCAGACAUCUCCUACUGCGUUGCCUACGCUUUGGGUCCAAUUGUAGCUGGUAAAAUAGUGCACGACCUGGGCUUUGUGCAGCUCAACCUGGGUAUGGGCCUCGCCAACGUGCUUUACGCGCCAGCGCUGCUCCUGUUGCGCAACGUGUCCCUCAUGAAGCCGUCUCACUCCGAGAGGAACAUGCUGCUGGAGGAAGGAGCCACAGGCCUCUACGACAGCAUCAGACUAGAAGAGUGCCAAGCCAAGAAAAAUAAGAAGGGCUAUAACACAACGGACAACUGUCUGCCUGUGGACGAAAACGGUAUAUUUGCUGGAAACUCCAGAUCAUAUCCCCAAGAGGAAACAUCUGAACUCGAUUAUGCAUAAACACUCAUAAUCAGUAUUGUGUCGAUUUCCUGGACACAAAGUUAACACCUACUCAAUUAAACUCAGAAGUAGGCUUUACCUCUGUCUGGAAAACCAGUCUUCACUGUGUAGUCUAGCCACUUGCAUAGAAAUCCUCUCACACUCAUGCAAAAUUUGCAACAUAAAAAAAUAUACGCUGUGUAACUCGAAAUCAUUUACUUAGCACAUGUUUGCUCAAGAAUCAAUUGCUUCACGUAUUAUUUCUUUUACACACGGAAUACCAUAUUAUGUUAUCCGCAUAAUUGUGACUAUCUCCUUCGAUUUCUUUUUAAAUCUCUCAUUGUGCAUUUUAUUUAGUUUGCUUAGUUUAUUAAUGUUUAAAAAUGCGUUCAGGGAUAUAAAAAACGCACACGUGGAACAAAAACGUGCGUCGUUAAUAAAAACAGGCUUACGUUAUUGUUGUUUUGCCAGGUCUGUGCUGCUAUCACUAAAAUGCAAUAUCACGUGACAAUGUGAUGGAUUAUAUGAUGGAUCUCAUGUGUAGCCUAUCCUGCGUGUCCACUGUCUUUAUGUAAUCUCUUAACGUUGUCAGGGUGUGUUUCUGGAAUGCGUUAACCACAAAUGUACAUAAUGUGUAUAUCAAGUGUACAUAAAUAAAAUGAUAUA